Gongylonema pulchrum is the source of this 1053-nucleotide messenger RNA. Lineage: Eukaryota; Metazoa; Nematoda; Chromadorea; Rhabditida; Gongylonematidae. The record is from the annotation of a GenBank genome assembly.
GCUGCCAUAAUCAUGCCGGAAUUGCCAUUUUUGGAUCCGGACGAGCAACGUGUGGAGGUUUUCCUCACGCAGCUCAUGCAGAUCAAUUCAACCACCGGCAACGAAGGUCUGAGUUUCCUUCGUUCCUUGAUGUUAUCUAUCGAAGAUUUAUCAACGGCGUUAACGCAAUAUUUCACAACCACAGGAUGGCAUGUGUUACGUCAGCCGCUAAAAAGUGAUCCAAAAAGACACAAUCUACUUGUUACACGAAUUCCAUAUAAACCUCCAGGACCUCGUUACCUCAUGAAUACACAUAUGGAUACUGUUCCACCGUAUAUUCCGCCUGCAUGCGACGGUAUCAAAGUAUCUGGGCGAGGAGCAAAUGAUGCCAAAGGACAGCUAGCGGCAAUGAUAUUUGCUGCCCAACAGAUUGCAAAGGAGGAUCCGGUUCUUGCCGAAAACAUUGGUCUACUAUUUGUUGUUAGUGAAGAACUUGAUCACAUCGGAAUGGUGGAAGCUAACAGUCUUGGAGCGGUGCCAGAAUUUUUCAUGAUUGGUGAACCAACGGAGCUGAAAUUUGGUCGCUUACAGAAAGGAGCAGUAAAAGUAACAUUAAAAGUACACGGCAAAGCGGCACAUUCUGGUUAUCCACAUAUGGGCGCAACAACAGUCAAUAUUGGACUGAUAUCGGGUGGCGAAGCACUGAAUGCACUGGCGGAACAUGCAUCGGCAGCAAUAUUCUUUCGUGUGACUACCUCUACUUCGGAUAUCCUGCAACAGCUUGAGGAAAUUGUUGAUGGCCGUGCCGAAAUUGAUCAGUCCUUCGGGAAAAAUGAGCCAAUACGUCUUACUGCGCCUCCAGCGCCAUACGAAUCAGAAGUUGUGGCAUUCAAUACAGAUUUGCCAUACUUUAUUGCUCGUAAUAAGCUCAAAGCAGCUUAUCUGUUCGGGGCCGGUUCGAUCACCAAUGCGCACUCCAAAGAUGAGCACGUGCUAGUCGAAGAUUUGAAAAAGGCUGUGGAAAUUCACGUAGAUAUUUUCAAAUAUACACUGAAAGCGGUCAACAACGUUUGA